CGUGUAUUACAUCACAACAUGGCGGCACGCUUUGGGCACGUUGCUCGUCUGUCGAGAAGUCCUUCUUCAAAGUGUUACUCAACAAGUUCCCACUUGGUAAAGCAUGACAUUUCUUUGUUUAGAAGGUUGAGGAGGAACUAUAAAUACAUUCUGGACGAGAACUUGGCCGCGAGAAUAACUCAAAGUCUUGGAAGGUUACAAGACGAUGUUAUCAUUGCAACUAAUCCAGGUACUGGGGUAUUAACAAGAGCGCUCUUCGAAGCCGGGGCGACUCAUGUUAUAGGACUUGAACCUGAAAGGAGAUUUCAUCCUAUUCUAUGGGAAAUUCAACGUCAACUUUCAGAUGAGAAAAGACUUGAUGUGAUUCAUGGCGAUUUCAGUAAAAUUGACCCUCACAUACUGACAGAUGACAUUUGUACACCUCCAGCCAUUGCUUCUGAGGAUGUUCUGCGCUUCGUAAAGCCACAAUCAUGGGAAUCCGAUAAUUUAGCGGCGAGAUUUGUGGGGGUUGAAGCUGCUAUUAACCCAUCAGUUCUCCACAGGACUAUGAUUAGACAUCUGGGUUCUAUAUCUGCAAGAAAUGGAAUCUUCCAGAAAGGAAGAUGUGAAUUGGCAUUUUUCUUUGAAGAGGAUCGAGCUCAAAAAAUCACUGCCAAGUUUGGGAGUAAAUAUUACAACAGACAAUCAGUGAUUGUGGAAUUGUUGUGUGAUGUGAAGGUGUUACUUAAAGAACCGUAUUCUCUGUUUUACCCUGUACAUGGAAAGCAGAAACACAAAUAUCUUACAUUAGUCAGUAUUGUGCCAAAGAAACAGCCUGCUGUGAACAUUUCAAGUGGAGAUCUGCAUUAUUUAAACUACUUCAUAAGACUUCUGAUGGUCAAACCGAAGAGCAAAGUUGUAAACACAAUGGAAACCAUCAACCCUGGUAGUGGUGUGAUUUGUGAAGAGCUACAAUUCCCUCAUGAUAUGAGAGUAGGAGAUCUGUGUCCUGAAGACAUUGGUAAACUUGCAAGUGCCUUUUUCCAGUGGGAAGGCAAAUCACUCAGUUUUUUCUAUGAUGUGGGAAGUAAUGAAGUAUUGCAGUAAUUUGCUCUAGGUAUACCAGCAUAAUACUAGUGGACAGGAGUUAAUGACUGUGUGCUAGGAUUACCAUGAGCUGUUGACACUAUUCCUUAUUGUGCAGUUCCAGAUAAUAUCGAUACUCCCGCCACAGAAGGGUUGGAAUUUCUGUGGGGGGUGGGG
Messenger RNA from Orbicella faveolata, 1242 nucleotides. Its product is annotated as dimethyladenosine transferase 2, mitochondrial-like. Gene Ontology annotation, cellular component: mitochondrial matrix. NCBI's taxonomy places the organism in Eukaryota, Metazoa, Cnidaria, Anthozoa, Scleractinia, Merulinidae. The record is from RefSeq and is a predicted model, not a curated record. Gene Ontology annotation, biological process: transcription initiation at mitochondrial promoter; rRNA methylation. Gene Ontology annotation, molecular function: rRNA (adenine-N6,N6-)-dimethyltransferase activity; mitochondrial transcription factor activity.